Messenger RNA from Pocillopora damicornis (cauliflower coral), 1328 nucleotides. RefSeq lists its product as uncharacterized. The record is from RefSeq and is a predicted model, not a curated record. NCBI's taxonomy places the organism in Eukaryota, Metazoa, Cnidaria, Anthozoa, Scleractinia, Pocilloporidae.
UCAGUUCCAUCUACCCUCGUUUUAAUUGAACAAUAACGUGGUAGCACAGACAUGUGGCGCCUUCUUUCAGAGGAUAUCCGUUGCAUGUUAUUUCAUUACACAAACUGUAGACGCAGGCGGAUAAACCAUCUAGCGGUGCCAUAAAAAGUGCCGUUGCUGUUCUCCGCUUUCCAACCAUCCUGUUUGUCGAGUGAUCAAAAUUCAGUCGGGCGCAUUUUGGCGGAACUUCUGCAUCUUCUGUUCCAGUGAUGGCGUAUCUGUUUUCAUUCCUGAUCGUAUUUGUUGUCCUAGGUUUGUCAUCUGCUAGCCCUACUAAUAUUGAGCGACGAAUGAAGAAACAAGUCGUGGAUUUUAAUCUCGACAUCAUCGAGGGUGGAAUUGGCUACACUGAGAAAAUCGAGGUGGAUCUUGAAAAACAAACAGAAUUGUUUCAAGUUCCUACUCAUCCUGGUGUGGAUCGCAGCGAUGUGUUGCACGAUUUCAAAAACAAUUUGACCAUGCUGCGCUUCCCGAAGAGCAAGAUCUGUUACCUGUUUCCUCUCGUAAAACGUCAAUCGAGGCCAGAGAAGCUGAUAAGAGACCAUAAGAGGGCUCAGAAGAUGGUUGUGACGGAGACCAAGCGGGUUGAUAACACUUGGAUUCUUGACGGCCAGCUAACAGACCGGUCCACACUCAGCGAGGAGUUGGCGCAAUUUUGUGCAAAAUACUUCAUAUACCAUGUGAAAAAAACCCACGAUUCGUUAAGUGUAGCAAAAGAAAGCCAUACAAUCCAAAAGCGAAGGAUCAGAAGAAUAAAUAGACUUUGUCCUGGCGGCAUGGAUCUAGAUGAUGCCUUCAACUCCUGUUAUCCGCCUAAAUUUAGGUGCAGAGUUCGAACAAGAACAUGCUACAAGUAUGUGAUUUGUACUAAUGUUGGCGAAGAUAGACAGGAUAAUUGGAUCGACGUACGAUUCCCCAGGGCGGCUCCCCUAAGUUUAAAUUGCCGUGAAGAGCACAUCUGGAAUGCAAUCGUGUGUUGUGAAUACACUUGCAUGCAUAAAUAAAUAAGCAAAUUAUCUUCAGCUCCCUAACUAGUAACCAUUUUCUACGAAUUAGUCUUAAACAUACAAUUAAACAUAAAAGAGAACAUUUGAACGUUCACUUGUAUGUUUGACGUCAUGAUCACAUGGCUAUGCUAGAAGACAGACAAAGUUCCUUUCCUUUACACAAUGCGACAACUAUCAGAGCGAUAGGUAUCUUGACCAGUUUGUAUCAACAAGUGGUUCUUUUCUUUUUGUAAAAUAAGCUAUAUUUAAUAGAAAUAAAGUAUAGAACUUUUUGGAGAAGGA